AUGGCUUCCACUCUCUUCUCAGUUGCGCCAGAGCCAAAGACCGAACUUGGUCGGCACCGUAUUCUGGCCCCGACGGCUGGUAUUCGUGUCUCGCCCUUGGCUCUCGGCGCCAUGUCCAUUGGCGAUGCAUGGGCCGACCUGAUGGGAUCCAUGAACAAGGAGAGCUCGUUCAAGCUGCUGGACGCAUUCUGGGAGGCGGGCGGUAACUUCAUCGACACCGCCAACAACUACCAGAACGAGCAGUCCGAGGAAUGGAUCGGAGAGUGGGCGGCCAACAAGGGCAUUCGAGACCAGCUUGUUAUUGCUACCAAGUUCACUUCGGACUACAGAAGCCACGCGCUGGGAAAAGGAAAGGCUCAAAACUUCCAGGGCAACCACCGCAAGAGUCUGCAUGUGAGCGUACGAGACUCCUUGAAGAAGCUCAAGACCGACUACAUCGAUAUUCUUUACAUCCACUGGUGGGACAGCACAACCUCCAUCAAGGAGCUCAUGGACUCUCUGCACAUCAUGGUUGAGCAAGGCAAGGUUCUCUACCUGGGAGCCUCAGAUAUGCCCGCUUGGAUCGUCAGCGCAGCCAACACGUACGCAGUUGACCACGGCAAGACGCCAUUCAGCAUCUACCAAGGCCGAUGGAACAUUAUGCUGCGAGACUUUGAGCGCGACAUUAUCCCCAUGGCACGACACUUUGGCAUGGCCCUCGCACCCUGGGACGUUCUCGGCGGAGGAAAGUUCCAGACAAAGGAGGCCUUGGAGGAGCGCAGGAAGAAUGGCGAAAAGCUGCGCAGCCUUGUAUCACUGCCAGAGCAGAGCCCCGAAGAAGUAAAGAUCAGCGAAGCGCUCCAGAAGGUGGCAUCAGAGCACGGCAUCACGUCUAUUACAGCCAUCGCUCUGGCUUAUGUGUUGCAUAAGGCAGGAAACGUUAUCCCCAUUGUUGGUGGAAGGAAGGUUGAGCAUCUCAUGGACAACAUCCAGGCUCUGAAAAUUAAGCUCACAGACGAGCAAAUCAAGUUCCUCGAGGAUGUACGACCGUUUGAUCUGGGAUUCCCCACAGCUUUCUUGGGCCCUGAUCCCAAUAUCACAGGAUUUUCCCCACGACUUCAGCGGACGGCUCAUUACAGCUUCCCUAAUGCCGGAAGUCCAAAGAGCGUUGUUUAA
Trichoderma gamsii is the source of this 1155-nucleotide messenger RNA. Its product is annotated as aryl-alcohol dehydrogenase AAD14. The record is from RefSeq and is a predicted model, not a curated record. The coding region runs from base 1 to 1155 and encodes 384 amino acids. NCBI's taxonomy places the organism in Eukaryota, Fungi, Ascomycota, Sordariomycetes, Hypocreales, Hypocreaceae. The transcript has a single exon.